Molecule: messenger RNA, 1893 nt
Organism: Mangifera indica (mango)
Lineage: Eukaryota; Viridiplantae; Streptophyta; Magnoliopsida; Sapindales; Anacardiaceae
Exons: 3
Coding region: 313-1893 (526 amino acids)
Source: RefSeq, a predicted model, not a curated record
CCCAAUCCAAUGAAUACUUCCCAUGCUCUUCUCGAACUCAAACGUUUUUUUCUUGUCCUCAACCAGACUUCAAACUAAUUCAAAUAACGCCAACAGUUUGCAUGCACGAUCAAUCCGAAUUACAUAAACAACAACACCAACAAUAUUAAUAAUCACACAGAAAAAAGGAAGAAACAAUUCGUUUCCAUUUUCCUUCGUUUUCUGGUUAAGCGCAACAUUUGCAACCAAAGAUUGGAGAUUUUUUGAAAGUUUCCCUAGUUAUUGUAUUACAUUAUUAUUUGAUUCACUGUAGCAUUGGAAUAGAUUUCGUUGAUGGCUGAGGAGAGUGGCAAUUUAUUGGUAACUCAAGAAGGAACCAAAUCUGAUGGAGGUACUUCAGGGAGAACAUCUAUGGGAAAAUUAAGUUCUUCUAAAAGUGGAGAGAAAGUUCUUCCUCGUUAUCUCAGAGUCUCUACUGGUUCUUGUCAUGACUUGUGUAAAUAUGGCAGGAAGCAUGCAUUUGAAGCCAAGGAAAGAUGUCCUAUGGCAAAAAGAAUUGCAAAACCAUCAAUUGACAACCAAAGUCAAAUGAAAAUAUUGAUCUUGCCAGAGACGGAAAAGACAUUGGUGGUGAGGCCCAAAUCAUCUCCUGAUCCAAAAUCCUUUUCAUCUGACAUCCCUGAGAUCAUCAAUCAUGAAGUAUCUACAAGAUCACCAAAUGGACGUAAUGUGCUUAAUAUAUCAGUGGAUGGUCACAAUCCACUUAAGGGGGAAGUUCUGUUUGGGAUAAAAAAGACAUCAGCAGCCAAGCUCAGACCAUCACCCACUUUUGAAACCCAUCUAUCUGAAUCCCCAAAAUUCAAUAGGCAGGAACUGUCAGCUUUGACAAAGAUGGAGUUGUCUUCAAAAUCAGUUAAAUCUAAAUCUAAAGAAAAAAAUGCGUCAUUAAAGCAUGCCUGUUCUUUGAAACCAAAAUCUUUGGAUCAGAAUCCAUUAUCUUCUCUUGAUUCAGGAGGUUUAAGUGGCAGAAGAAACUGUGACAUCAUGACUGGCCCGUACAAAGCAGCCAUAAAAAAAGUGAUAGCUUCCCCAAGACUUUCAUUGUCAUCUCCGAUGGCAUCAGUGUCUCCUAAACCUUCUAUCAGUAGAGUUUCAAAGAAAGUAAUGGCUUCCCCAGUAGUUUCUCAGGCAUCUCCAAGGGCAUCAUUGUCUGCUAAACCUUCUAUCUGUAGAGUUGCAAAGCAAGUAUAUGCUUCCCCAAGAGUUUCACUGGCAUCGCCAUCUCCUAGACCUUCUCUAAGUAGAGUUGCAAGCCUAAAUGAAAGAAAGCGUACAGGCUUCAAAGUUGUGUCUCCUAUGAAGAAUCAGGGCCGAACUAAAACAGGUGAACCUAAGGGGCCCAAGAUUGAGCUUAAGCACACUAAUAAUGAUUUGGUCCAGGAAAAAACCCUGCAUAUUAUCAAGAUGGAAACUGAGAACAAAUCUUUGGAAUCUGAUAAAAAUGAAAGCUAUGUUGUUGAACCAGCUGUGCCUCCAUCAUGCUUGUUAGCUGAAUUCCGUCCAGUUUUUCCAUCAUCACCGGUACACAAUGAAGAAGAGCAAGAGAUAUCUGAGUAUACAGAAUCUGAACAGAAGAUGCGUCUCUUUCUGAAUCUGAUGAAACCAUUAGCACAGAAGAUGUGGGGGAUGAACACCCAGGGAGGCCCAGAUGGGACGGGAUGGUUUAUUCUGAGGACAAAGGUUCCCAGGCAAUGGAAUUACAUUGUGGUAGGGGAAAGGUCGUUGACAUUCAAUCUCAGAACAAAAAUCCAGGAAGGCUCAACUUCAGGAGAGGAAGAGUGCUUGGAGAAAUUGAAACACUCAAGGGUGAUGGCAGAAGAAGCUUUAAGAAGAAAGGAAUUGAUGUUGUGGUGA